CAGCGGGGUCUGGGCGUACUGAGGAGGCUGCCUCCAAGUUACUUGCUUGGAGAGGGGCACUAUUAGCACAAGUGUGGUGGGGAGGCGGUCGCCCAUUUGGCUGUGUGAGGUGGCCAGGUCCCGGCUCCCUUCCCGCCGGCCUCCCGCCUUCCCCGCUCGCACCAUCCAAUAACUCAACUUCUCGCCUGGGGGGUUCGCGCCCGCCCUUCCCCUCCUCCCGCGCCUCGGCGCUGUCCGCGGUGCUGACCGCCAGUCCCCCAUUGCUGCUGCCACCAGCUGGGAUCUCUCCAGCCUCGCCUCCCGGCCUCCCACCUCGCCUUCUCCGGGCACCGCACACAUAAAUCACGGGUGGGAGGCAGGCUCGGUUCCCCUGCGCUGGGAGCUGCCGCCGCCCCUCCCUAGCUCGCCAGGGUUUGCAGUAGCGGUGACAGCCGCUGCCCGAGCGGGCGCCGGGGAAGCAAAAUUGAUUCGUCUACUGCAAGCAGCCUGGAGUUGCCUAGGUGCAGACAGGAGGAAGACAGAGAGGAAGAGGGCGAGAGAAAGGAAGGAGAGAGAGAGAGACAGACAGACAGACGGACAGACAGACUCACCGGAUACCUUUGCCCAGGGGGACGGUCUGCAUGAAUACCCUGCUGUCCACGGACUCUGGCUGAUCUGAGUUUGCUGCUCUUCUGGCAGUGGCAUCUCUGCGGAGCGUUCAAACCAAGUCAUCGGGAGUUAGCAGCCUCCCAUCCGGCAGGGAAGGAAGGAGUUGGCACGAAUCUGGCUCCCGGUUGCCCUGCAACCCUCCGGUGUCUCGGAGCACGCGCCUGAGCCUCGCACCAUGACGGACACCGUGGUCAGUAGCAGCUCAAACCGAUGGAUGUACCCCAGCGACCGUCCCCUGCAGUCCAGCGAUAAAGAACAGCUCCAGGCAGGCUGGUCUGUCCACCCCAGUGGACAGACAGACAGACAGAGGAAGCAGGAGGAGCUGACGGACGAGGAGAAGGAAAUCAUCAACAGGGUGAUCGCUCGGGCUGAGAAAAUGGAGGAGAUGGAGCAGGAGCGCAUUGGGCGCCUGGUGGAUCGCCUGGAGAACAUGAGGAAGAACGUGGCCGGGGACGGGGUGAACCGCUGCAUCCUGUGCGGGGAGCAGCUGGGGAUGCUGGGCUCCGCCUGUGUCGUCUGUGAGGACUGCAAGAAGAAUGUCUGCACCAAGUGUGGGGUGGACACGUCCAACAACCGCCCACACCCUGUGUGGCUCUGCAAAAUCUGCCUCGAGCAGAGGGAGGUAUGGAAGCGUUCCGGAGCGUGGUUCUUCAAGGGCUUCCCCAAACAGGUCCUCCCCCAGCCCAUGCCUAUAAAGAAGACCAAACCUCAGCAGCCUGUCACCGAGCCUGCUGGGCUAGAGCAGCCCGCCCCCGAGCCCAAGCACACAGCCCGGGCUCCUGCACGAGGUGACACGGAGGACAGGAGAGGCCCAGGUCAGAAGCCAGGGCCCGACCCAGCCUCUGCCCCGGGCCGAGGAAGCUACGGGCCACCUGUGCGCAGAGCCUCAGAGGCACGCAUGACGCCAGCUGGCCGGGAAUCUGAGAGCUGGGACCACGGCCACGGAGGCGGUGCUGCAGAUGCCAGCCGGAGCCCGGCAGGUUUGAGACGCACCAACUCGGUCCAGGCCUCCCGCCCUGCGGCGGCCUCGGGGCCCAGCCCAGCACCUCCUCAACCAGGGCCACCAGGACCGGCAGGGGGCACCAGAGCGGCUCCGGGGCCCGCAGGUCGCUUCCCAGACCAGAGAGCAGAGGUGGCUACAGGUGACCCUGGCUAUCCGGGGGUCACUGCCCCAGUCCGGGAGGAGAGGACAGGGGCAGCCAGGGAGGAGCGAGCGGCCCCGACAGCCGGACCCUAUUCCCAAGCAUCUGCCACCGUGCCCCAGCCGGCCACCUCGGCCCGCCCGCUGCCCCCGGAGGAAGAGGAGGAGGAGGCCAACAGCUAUGAUUCGGACGAAGCAACCACCCUGGGUGCCCUGGAAUUCAGCCUUCUCUACGACCAGGACAACAGCUCCCUGCAGUGCACCAUCAUAAAGGCCAAGGGACUGAAGCCCAUGGACUCCAACGGCCUGGCCGAUCCCUACGUCAAGCUGCACCUCCUGCCGGGGGCCAGCAAGUCCAACAAGCUCCGGACAAAGACCCUGCGCAACACCCGGAACCCCAUUUGGAACGAAACCCUCGUGUACCACGGCAUCACAGAGGAGGACAUGCAGAGGAAGACCCUCAGGAUCUCAGUGUGUGACGAGGACAAAUUUGGCCAUAACGAGUUCAUCGGUGAAACGAGAUUCUCACUCAAGAAACUGAAACCGAACCAGAGGAAGAAUUUCAACAUCUGUCUGGAGCGGGUGAUCCCGAUGAAGCGCGCAGGAACCACCGGCUCGGCCCGGGGCAUGGCCCUUUACGAGGAGGAGCAGGUGGAGCGCAUCGGCGACAUAGAGGAGCGCGGCAAGAUCCUGGUGUCCCUGAUGUACAGCACUCAGCAAGGAGGCCUCAUCGUGGGCAUCAUCCGCUGCGUGCACCUGGCGGCCAUGGACGCCAAUGGCUACUCCGACCCCUUCGUCAAGCUCUGGCUGAAACCGGACAUGGGAAAGAAAGCCAAACACAAGACUCAAAUUAAGAAGAAAACCCUGAAUCCUGAAUUUAAUGAGGAGUUUUUCUAUGACAUCAAACACAGUGACCUGGCGAAGAAGUCACUGGACAUCUCCGUGUGGGACUACGAUAUCGGCAAGUCCAAUGAUUACAUCGGAGGCUGCCAGCUGGGCAUCUCAGCCAAGGGCGAGCGCUUGAAACACUGGUACGAGUGUCUGAAAAACAAGGACAAGAGGAUCGAGCGCUGGCACCAGCUGCAGAAUGAGAACCAUGUGUCGAGCGAUUAGGACCGAGCCGGCCCCGCCACCGUGAACCCAGCCUGCCCCGGCCGCUCACUGCGCUCCGGUCUCUCCCCUGUGCCACCUCCCAGCCCAGCUGCCCUGUCCGAGCCGGACAUUGGGGUCCCCCCACCUUGGGCAUAGCUGCCAAAGACCUCCCCCUUCUCCUCCUCUUCUUCCUCAAACCUUCCCUCCUCCCCUGCCACUCCCCUUCCUCCUCCUCCUCCUCCCCCUCCUCCUCCUCCUCCUCCCCCUCUUCCUCCUCCUCCCCUUCCUCCCCUUCCUCCUCCUCCUCCUCCUCUUCCUCCUCCUCCUCCUCCUCCUUCCCUUCCUCCUCCCCUUCCUCCUCCUCUUCCUCCUCCUCCUCCUCCUCGUCCUCCCGUCCUCCCGUCCUCCUUUUCCUCCAUCUCCUAGUAUGGAGCAGGAGGGCUGGGGACACAGAGAUGCUUAUAAAGAGCAGGUCCGUUUAAUAACCUCCCAGCCUGGGUAAAUUAACAAAGGUCUCCACCAUUCAGGGCUGUUUUUCUACCCUCCGGGGCUUGAACAUACAUGCACACACACCUGCCUGGGUCCUGUGUCCCCUCCACGUGUCCCCUCGGCUGUCAGCAAACCCUCACACCAGGAACACACAUGUUGGGGCAGAAAUGGGGACACCCAGGAUCCCACUGCCCGUCCGGACGCACCCCAGUUGCCAGGAGAGCAGCCUGCUCCUGUGGGCAGGAGCCCCCCGCCAUCCCACUCCAGACACACUCAGCAGUGGACACACAGGGACCUCAUCGCCCCCUCCUCCAGGAAGUCAUGGAUUUGCUCCUGGCAGAGAAGACUCCUCCUCCCCACCGCCUUCCCUUCCCCUACUCCCAUCAGGAGCCUCCCCUGGCCAGCUCCUGCUGUGCUCUCCGCCCCCACCUCCCCCCUCUUCCCUGGUCCCCUCAUGGGGGGGGCACAGAAUAAUAGAAGCAGACUCUGGGGCUCCAGGCCAACCUGCACCCACACGCCCCGCCUCCCUCCCCUCUUAAGCUCUCCACCGCUGCUGUCUGCACGGCCAGAUGGCCUUGGGCUGGGGAAGGCUGCAGGCACAGCCCUGGGCACAGCAGUACCCCACAAGCUGGCGGACGCCCCUUAGAGAGCUCUGCCACCCCUGCUUCCCCAGUGGGCACUGGCGAGAAGAGAGCACUAUGGGCCGGGUCCUAGGGGGCUCCACCAAGCCCACCUGCCUCCUUCCCCUGUGCUCCGGGCUGGGGCUCCAUUUCCUUCCUGGGGUGCCCUGCCUCUCCCUCUGUCCAUCUCUCUGUCUCUGGCAUGUUCUUUUUCAAGUUCCCGGGGGAAUCCAAUCACAUCUCGGGUAUAAAACUUUUAAGAAGAAGGAAACCCUGAUGCCAAAGGCUUUCAGUCCAUCAUGAACCAAGACAAACACUCUAACUCUGAGGCUGGUCAGGGAUUCUUCAGUGCCCCUUAAGAAAGGUUGGGUUUUCCCAACUUUGAUUAGAUGUUUGCUUGGGAAAAUCAUCACAAAUCAUCCCGGACCCCUGCCACUUGCUCUAGAGGCUGUCAGGCCCAACAGAAACUGCUACCCACACUCGCAACUUCUGACCCCCACUUAAUGCCCUCCACCCUCAGCUCCCCGCACACCUUCCUGGAGGACUCGGUUCUUGCCUUUAAACAAUCACUUUCUAAAUACCAAGCUCCUCGCCUUCCCCGAGGUGGUCAACAGCUUCCUGGCUUUUGACCUUGACUUCUCCCUUUAGUCCCCCGUGGCACCCACUCAGCCACCCCUCUGUCACGGUCCACCCUUAGGAGCAUGCAUGCCGGCUGUGGCGCCCAAGCCUGACGCUGGUGUCGGCGCUGGAAUGAGCAUGCCCGAGCGUGCCAUGCCCUGGUCUGGGCACACGCUGUCCCAGACCCUGCCAGUCCCUCCCGCCUAGCACAAACACAUCCCCUGUGCAUGCCAACCACCGUCGCCUUUCUCUGUGAUGAUGUAGCCAACAAUAAAGUAGGAAUCUCCAGGCA
Messenger RNA from Cavia porcellus (domestic guinea pig), 4900 nucleotides. RefSeq names its product rabphilin 3A (gene Rph3a). Gene Ontology annotation, biological process: spontaneous neurotransmitter secretion; exocytosis; regulation of calcium ion-dependent exocytosis. Gene Ontology annotation, molecular function: small GTPase binding. Gene Ontology annotation, cellular component: postsynaptic membrane; neuron projection; extrinsic component of synaptic vesicle membrane. The transcript is spliced from 22 exons. Bases 824 to 2902 code for a protein of 692 amino acids. The record is from RefSeq and is a predicted model, not a curated record. NCBI's taxonomy places the organism in Eukaryota, Metazoa, Chordata, Mammalia, Rodentia, Caviidae.